AGUUUCUGGGGUCGAAGUGGAAUUGCAGUUCUCACUGUCAGCCAGCAGGUGGCGGCGUUUUUACAACCAUGACGUCACUGUCAGUUUACACACCUUUCGUCAAACUUCAUUUAGUCCAGUCCUACCUGCUCCGAGUUGUUUUGGCCAAACCGGUGGCGACGAUGAAGCUGAAUUCCUUUUGCUAAACAAAAGAAGAAGAAAAGGUCAUCUGUGAUUGGCCAUAAGCAGAAAGGAAGUGGCGCAUCAGGGUAGGACAAACGUUUGGCGGGAGUGGGAGAGGGCAGGAAAAAUCUGCUGGAACAGCAAAGAAGUCAUAGUUUUAGAUAUUUUGCAUGUAAAAGAAUAAUAAAUAUAUCAUUUGAUAAGACGGAUCUGCAAGGUUGUUGUGGGUGUGAGGGUUUGGUGUUCUGCUAUGAAUCAGCUUGAAGACCGAGAUGAGGCCAUUUCUCCUCAGAACAUUUUUCUAUGUGGGGAAGAGAGCCAAAGAAAAACUCAAAGCCCAAAGAUCCAGAAGCACAUUCAAAUUACUGCUGAGCCUGAAACCAAACCAGGAGAAGUUCCAGUUCCUGCAUCGGACCCAAGCUGUGUGUCCAUGAAAAGUGACUGGUCCAUGCAAUCUCCUCCUUUUUUCAGUCCAUCUGUUGAUGGAAGAACCAAAGACAAAGAACAUUGUUUAGCUCUCAGCUGUCUGUCCUCCAGGACUGACAAGUCAAAGAAGGACAUCAUUAAUUUUAAAGGACUUCAUCAAUCUGCUGAUAAGAGAGGUCAUCGGAGAACCGGUUCACGUCGUUUGAAACCAAGCUGCAGCUGCAGUGCUGGUUGCUCUCAUCUGAAGGGAUGUGAACAAUUGGCGAAGAAGAGGAAACUGGACUGUUCAGACUGCACCGAACCUGAUCCUGAAGCAGGCCCUGGAUUCAGAAAAAGUUAUUUAUGGUCUAGAGAUGGACUCCACAAUCACAGAUUUAAAGAUGAUGGCGUGAAGGAAACCGAGCAUCAGUCAGCCCAGCAGGACCUCAGCUCUAUAUUUAUGGUUUUGGAGGAGAGCAUUGUUGAUUUUGUGCGGAAAGAGCUGGGGCACAUAGCUAGGGCUGUGGGUCCAGGUUACCCUGGAGAAGGUCCAAGGGAUGUGGAGGAUGUGUUGGAAGGCGAGGAUGACGAACAGAGGAGCAGCAGCAGAGAAGCAUUUCUGAAAAUCACCAUGUGCUUCCUGAGGAUGAUGAAGCAGGAAACGCUUGCUGACCUUCUACGGAGCAGGACUUCCGCCAAUGUUGGUCAAUGUAAACUUAAAUCUAACCUGAAGAAGAAGUUCCAGUGUGUGUUUGAAGGGAUUGCUAAAGAAGGAACCCAAACCUUUCUGAAUCAGAUCUUCACAGAGCUCCACGUCACUGAGGGUGGAAGUGCUUCAGUUAAUGAUCAACACGAGGUCAGACAGAUCGAAACGGGGAGCAGGAAACCACACAAGGGAGAAACUAAAACCAGGCUAGAGCAAAUCUUUGAAAGGUCUACUAAAAAGCUUCGACCAGUCAGAACAGUGAUGACGAAGGGAGUGGCUGGCAUUGGCAAGACGGUCUUAACACAGAAGUUCACUCUGGACUGGGCUGAAGACAAAACCAACCAGAACAUCCACUUAGUGUUUCCAUUCACCUUCAGAGAGCUGAAUGUGCUGAAAGAGAAGAAGCUCUGUUUGGUGGAACUUGUUCAUCUCUUCUUUACUGAAACCAAAGAAAUCUGCAAGUUUGACGAGUUCCAGCUUGUUUUCAUCCUCGAUGGUCUGGAUGAGUGUCGGCUUCCUUUAGACUUUCGCAACAAUGAGAUCCUGACCGAUGUUAGACAGUCUGCCUCAGUGGAUGUGCUGCUGACGAACCUCAUCAGAGGGUACCUUCUUCCCUCUGCUCGCCUCUGGAUAACCACGCGACCUGCUGCAGCCAAUCAGAUCCCACCUGAGUGUGUUGACCUGGUUACUGAGGUCAGAGGGUUUUCUGACCCACAGAAGGAGCAGUACUUCAGAAAGAGAAUCAGGAACAAGGAGCAGGCCAGCAGGAUCAUCUCUCACAUCAAAACAUCAAGAGCCCUCCACAUCAUGUGCCACAUCCCAGUCUUCUGCCUGAUCACUGCUACAGUUCUGGAGGAUGUGUUUAAAACCAGUGAAGAAGAAAAGCUGCCAAAAACUCUGACUGAGAUGUACAUCCACUUCCUGGUGCUUCAGACCAAAGUAAAGAGUCUCUACUAUGAUGGAGGAACGAAGACUGAUAAUCACUGGAGUCCAGAGAAUAGAAAGAUGAUUAAGUGUUUGGGAAAACUGGCCUUUGAGCAGCUGCAGAAAGGGAAUUUGAUCUUUAAUGAAUCAGAUGUUGGACAAUGUGGCAUUGACAUUAGAACAACCUCAGUUUCUUCAGGAGUGUUCACUCAGAUCUUUGAGGAGGAGCGAGGAGGGCUGUACCAAGAGAAGGUGUUCUGUUUUGUACAUUUGAGUGUUCAGGAGUUUCUAGCUGCUCUUCAUGUCCAUCAGGCAUUUUUCUACUCUGAUGUCAACCUUCUGGAGGAAGAGAACCCUUCAUCUGACUUUGAAGAUUUUUACCAGAGUGCUGUGAAUCUGGCCCUAAAAAGUCCUAAUGGGCAUCUUGACUUGUUCCUCCGCUUCCUUCUGGGUCUUUCACUGCAGAGCAAUCAGACUCUCCUGCAAGGCCUCCUGAGUGUUGGCCCACAGAUAGAUGCUAGCCCAGUUACCGUCGAUAAAGCAAGCCGAUACAUCAAAAAAAUGUUAGACGAAGGUCUUGCUGUAGAGAAGAGCAUCAGUUUGCUUUACUGUCUGAAUGAACUGAAUGAUCGUUCUUUAGUAGAAAAGAUUCAGGAGUCUUUGAACUCGGGGCACCUUUCCACAGGUGAACUGUCACCUGCUGGCUGGUCAGCCCUGGCUUUCCUUUUACUGUCCUCGGAAAAAGUCCUGGAUGUGUUCGACCUGAAAAAAUACUCAGCUUCAGACGAGGCCUUCAUGAGGCUGCUGCCUGUGGUGAAAGCAGCAAACAAAGCUCUACUGAGUGGUUGUAACCUGUCAGAAGGAAGCUUUGAAUCUUUGUCCUCAGUGCUCAGCUCCCGGUCCUCUGUCCUGACAGAAGUUGACCUCAGUAACAACAAUCUGAAGGAUUCAGGAAUGAAGCUGCUGUCAGCUGGGCUCACCAGUCCAUACUGUAAACUGGAAAUCCUCAGCUCGCGGCCCUCUUUUCUGAAAGAAAUGGACCUGAGCAACAAUGACCUGCAGGAUUCAGGGCUGAAACUUCUCUCUCCUGGACUGGAGAGUCCACACUGCAAGCUCGAAAUCCUCAGGCUGUCGGGGUGUUUGGUCACAGAGGAAGGAUGCAGGUCUCUGUUCUCAGCUUUGAGCUCCAACCCCUCCCAUCUGACGGAGCUGGACCUAAGCUACAACCACCCAGGAAACUCAGGAGUGAAGCUGUUCUCUGAAAAGCUGCAAGAUCCAAACUGGAGACUGGAUGUUUUAAGGAUGGAGCCUUUUGGAGAACAAUGGUUGAGACCCGGCCUGAGAAAAUAUUACAUUAACGUCACAGUUGACCCAAACACAGUUAACAGACAGAUUAAACUGUCUGACAACAACAGGAAGGCCAUACAUGUGAGAGAGGACCAGUCAUACCCUGACCACCCAGAGAGAUUUCAGGACUGCCCUCAGCUGCUGUGCAGAGAGGAUCUGAGUGGUCGUUGUUACUGGGAGGUGGAAUGGAGUGGAUGGGUAGAUGUUUCGGUGAGUUGCAGAGAAAUCAGCAGGAGAGUGGAAAGGGCGGACUGCAGGUUUGGUGGGAAUGAGCAGUCCUGGAGUCUGAGCUGUUCAGACGGGGGUGGUUACUAUGUUUACCACCAGAAAAACAGACUAUUUAUCUCGCCCUCCUCUGCUGCCGCGAAGAAGAUAGCAGUGUAUGUGGACCAUCCUGCUGGAAGUGUGUCGUUCUACAGAAUCUGUAAUGAUGCUCUGAUUCACCUCCACACCUUCAACACCACAUUUACUGAACCUCUGUAUCCUGGCUUUGGCUUUAGAUUUAGGCUCAGGUCCAUGACUGAUUCCUUUGCGUCUUUGUGCUCUCUGUAAUAGUUUUCUGAUGAACCACAUGUUCCCAUGACUAGGCAGAUGGUUCAGUCUACAGGAUUAAAUCCAUUACCAAAUGGAUCAUCUGCAGAAUUAAAUUGUAUACUCGGUGUUGAGAAAUUAAAAUCAGUGGAGUAUUUUUUUUAUCAACAAAAUAGCAUAAAAAAAUCAUAAUUGUAGAUUUUAUAGUGGAGAAACAGGACUGCACAAUAUGAGGAAUAAUUGUAAUUCCCCCAGACUGUACCCCAGGGUUUCACCUUAUCUAAAACUUCAUCAAUGGAUUUAUAUUUCCUCAAAGGGAAAGAUAAACAUUUUAUAAUUGGAUGUUUUUCGUGUUGAGACAGAGUUGCAUUUUACAGUGCAGUUAGAUUGCUAAAUGAAAUUGGGUCAAUUUUGUAGCUAAUUAAUACUAUCUCAAAUUUAUGCUGCAGAUAUUGAGUAAAAUAUUAAUAGUUUAUUUAUGUAACAACAGUCAUUUGUUUUUUAAAGAGGAAAAAAGGGGUCCACACAUUUAUGCCAAUAAGUCAAUGCUAGCACCAAGCUGCGCUAAGAGGGUUCUUUCCUUCCAGGCUGGGAGUGUUGUAGUUUUCAGACACCUUUCCUCUACUUUUAAGUUUUGUCUUACUGUUUUGCUGUACAUCUCUCUAAAUAUUUCUACUGUUCUGCUGUGUUUUUCUGCAAAAAUGAUUAGACUAACCUUUUUAUAACAGUACUUUUUGGUUAAUAAAAAGUAAACAGGAUUAAGAACACAA
Molecule: messenger RNA, 4845 nt
Organism: Girardinichthys multiradiatus
Lineage: Eukaryota; Metazoa; Chordata; Actinopteri; Cyprinodontiformes; Goodeidae
Product: NLR family CARD domain-containing protein 3-like
Exons: 14
Coding region: 413-4096 (1227 amino acids)
Molecular function (GO): protein binding
Source: RefSeq, a predicted model, not a curated record